Messenger RNA from Paecilomyces variotii, 1038 nucleotides. RefSeq lists its product as hypothetical. The transcript is spliced from 4 exons. Gene Ontology annotation, cellular component: fungal-type vacuole membrane. The coding region runs from base 1 to 1038 and encodes 345 amino acids. The record is from RefSeq and is a predicted model, not a curated record. NCBI's taxonomy places the organism in Eukaryota, Fungi, Ascomycota, Eurotiomycetes, Eurotiales, Thermoascaceae.
AUGGCGGAGGACAAGUCCCAAAUCGAGCAGUAUAAUGAUGCGGAGGGCAACGGCUUCAAUGGUACCGCUGGCGUUGCACCCGCCAAACCGACCAUUGGCCAGCGCCUCAAGGCUCACUACAAGAGAUGGUGGUGGGUGCAUGUUAUCAUAUUGAUAAUUGUCGUCUUGGUGGUCACCCUUCCAGUAGUCUACGUCGGAUACCCUCAUAUCGCUCAACACGAUAUCAGCGAUUCGACCUUGAAUAUCACGCAGUUGAUGAUCUCGAAUCCCACUCCGGAUUCAUUUGACCUGCACCAGACCCAAACUCUCGGAACAAACAGCAGCUAUCAUCCUUGGAUCUACUCGUUCAACUCGACGGUCUCUCUGGCUGGAGCAUCCGCUCCUUUCGCCUUCAUACCGGUCCCGAAAGUCAAGUCGAAGAAUGGAGCUGAAAUUGUCAUUGAUGACAGGGUGCAGCUGGCCAACAUAUCUGCGUUUAGCGACUUCUGCAAGGCGACGAUGUUGAAUGAAGAAGUUAGCUUGAAUGUCUAUGGAAAACCGGAACUGAAGGAGGGUGGUUUGCCCAAGACGAAGGUUACAUAUAACAAGACCGUGACUAUGAAAGCCCUCAACAAACUCAAGGGAUUCAACAUCACUGAACUGCACGUCCUGACCAAGAACAACCCCGACGGGACGAACAUGAAUGGGACUGUCCUCAUCCCGAACCCUAGCGUGUUGACACUCGAAAUGGGCAACCUAACGAUGGAUCUCUCCGUGGAUGGCACACCCAUCGGCCAAUCUUUCAUCUACAACUUCACCCUCCGUCCUGGAAACAACAUCACACCCAUGACAUCAAAAGUCAACGAAACCGUCCUCAUUUCCAUGCUAACUGAGAAGUACAAGGAUGGCAUCCUACCCCUUGAUAUUGUCGGCAGUGAGAGCGCCGUCAAUGGCAAAAACCUGACUUAUUUCUCUGAGGCGCUCGCGGCGAAUACUAUUCACGUCAAUGUGAAUGCCGGCGCGGCACUCGCUGAGAUUGGACUUUCUGGUGGGCUGUAG